GUGGUGGAGGACGGUGUUGGUAUUGACGUCGUGGCUGGUGGUGACUGAGCCACAGCCAAACGACCUCCACCACAACACACUCACCCCUUGUCAGUUCACCAGCCAGCGACUUCUGCCACAACACACACACACACAUACCUCACUCUUGAUCUUGGGUUAUGCGUAAACAACUAGCGUAAUCAUAACACAAGCACGGUGAUGAUAGACGCUACGUUACCUCAGUGUGUGUGUGUGUUGGUGGACGGCAGUGACUCAUAACUCUAGUGCCUGGCUGUAACUGUGGUACUGGCUAUUACGGUAGCACUAUAACCUGAACUUGUGUAAUUAACUCCUGUGAUGGGACACACAGGUGGGACGGUAAGAACAGUUUUGAGUAUGACUGUAGUGGUGACUGUGAGAGUGGUGACAGUCUAGUUGUGGCUGUGUGAUAAACUGUGACGGUAGAACAGACAGACGGGGACGGUGGACAGUGCGUGACUUGGCAGUGUGUUGUGUAAUAGUAAUUCAUCUCUGGGUUGUGUAGUUGACUUUUUAGACCAGGUAUAAAGACGGGAACGGUAGCAGUGCCUGGCUAUAUGUAUCCUGGAGAGCCAACACAGUACCAUCGUCGUGUCCACGUGUUAGUGUAGAAGCUAGUGGCCCGCCGCAGCAACAAGAAGGCUCUAGAGCAGACCCCACAACAAGAUCAAAAUGAACUACAUACAGAUUGUCCAGCGCCCAGCAUACUCCCAGAGGCCGUAUGGGGUGAUAAGGUCUCCCUAUACCGAACACCCAGGCUGCUCCGUCCUGUGCAACCAUCCCACCGCACCACACACACACCGUAACCUGCUCAACCUUACUCGUGCUUCAUGGCUACAGGAGGUCCGCGCCCACAUGACCCGGGCAGGAACGACCCAGGUGGAGGUGGACGGUGAUGCAGGGGAAAGACGCACACCCUCCAGCAUGCCCUUUACACCUCUGGGCACUGAAGGACUGCAGGUAAAUAUCCCAGAGGAGUUUCUGGCCAGGUUUGCUCGCUCUGACUCUCGCCCCGACUCUCCUGCGCCGACCCUACUCGUGCAGUCCUCCCGCCUCGCCCCCUUCAGGAGAUGCGUGACCCCCGAUACCCUGGAGCCAAUUCGUCGACCUCGCCAGCGGGUGUUGAGGAGAGCCACUAGUCUGCAGGAUCUGGCCACAGCGCGCAGCCCUCAUCCUUUCACGCCCGUGCCGCCCGCAGGUCGAGCAGCAGGCAGGAGGAAACAAGGUAGAUUCGAGGCGGACUUCACAACGAAACUCUCAAAGCAGCUGGACUUGGUGGCUAAGGGACAACAGCAAAAACAACAGCAACAGCAGCAACAGAGCCAACGGGAACAACAGAGACAGCAACAGGAGAAGAAGGGCAGCACAAGAGGGCCGAGGAGUAAGAUUAACACACAGGGUAGUGAAGAUUCGGGUCUGGGAGGAGAGAAACAGCCGCCCAAACGUCGCCCACGUCGAGGAGGAAAGAAGAAGGGGGAUGAGGGAGGCCUUGAUGAUCCUGGCCAAACUGGGGUGUCGGCUUUGGGGGACAGCCGGAUAGGGUCGUCACGGAGGUCAGGUAGUUCCCAUUCCUCCAAGCCCACCUCAGCCAGGUCGUCCAAAUCUUCCUCCUCCCACCGCAGACUCCACGACCCUCUCUCCUACGACCCUAAGCAAUUCCUAGGGGCCAGUAACCCUCCUGAAGAUGGAUCAGAACUAGCGAGGCUGCAGGAGACGCUCGGUGGGGGACCUACUAGUGGAGGUGCGACACUCACUGAGGCCCAGGUGUUUUGGUUCAGUCUCCCCCGUAGUCCGUCUCACCGUGCUGCCAUCUUCACCCUUCCUGUGCAAAUAACUAGACUAUUUGGUAUAUCUCCCGUCGACUACCUGAAGAAGUACAUGCGCCUGAGGACCUCCCGACGUCAGCUCUACUCGAUGGUGUUUACAAGGCAUCGUGACGUCGAGAGCAUACGGGUGGAGCGGUUGUUGGUGGACGAUGUGGGGGCGGCGCUGGGGGACGCUCUGGGAGGACACCUGACGGAGGCUCAGCUAGGGAGGCUAACAUCACUCGUCCCCCUCCCUGACGUCUCCCUCGACCGAGACUUCUUCGUUCUCAUCUCUGCCUUCGCCGAGAGACUCUUCUGUUAUGAUCUGCUCGCGUCGCCGGAUGUAGAGAUCGAGCCCAGAGACUUGGUGGAACAACUCGACUUCAAGCAGCUGGACGAACGCUUAGAAGGAGUGAGUCUUGAUCCCAACCUACACCACCUCCUGACCACCAUCCGGGACCUGGGUUAGUUGUGUUGACAUAAAUCAGCUGAGUGUGUUGACAUAAAUCAGCUGAGUGUGUUGACAUAAAUCAGCUGAGUGUGUUGACAUAAAUCAGCUGAGUGUGUUGUCAUAAAUCAGCUGAGUGUGUUGACAUAAAUCAGCUGAGUGUGUUGUCAUAAAUCAGCUGAGUGUGUUGACAUAAAUCAGCUGAGUGUGUUGUCAUAAAUCAGUUGAGUGUGUUGACAUUCUGUUAUGCCUGAAAAUGUUAACUCUACUGUCAUCUAACUAGUAAAUAGCUUCAUCAUUCACAAACUGUUAUUAAAAAAAAAAAACA
This is a messenger RNA of Homarus americanus (American lobster), 2599 nucleotides long. RefSeq lists its product as uncharacterized. The record is from RefSeq and is a predicted model, not a curated record. NCBI's taxonomy places the organism in Eukaryota, Metazoa, Arthropoda, Malacostraca, Decapoda, Nephropidae. The transcript is spliced from 12 exons. Bases 691 to 2292 code for a protein of 533 amino acids.